AGGUAGCAGAGGAAGUUUACAAGAUUGUUCAGUUAAAUAUGAUCUGCAAAUUGUUGUAUUUGUUGCUAGAACUUUUGGUGGUAUGGAGGUGGAGUUCACUUAAAAAUAUCACACCAACUUGCAUGACAACGGAAAUCUUUCUCUCCUUUUUUUUGUGUAAGAAAACAGGAAGUGUAGAGGCUUUAACACAAACCACUGAUCUGUCAGUUAUUUUUCAGUCUGACAGAAUGGAGCUGUGGACACUCCGUAUGAUGAUCUUGCUUAUUUUAUGUAUCCAUGUUGGACAAGCUCAAGCAGAGAAUAAACCAGUUCUGACUGUGAAGCCAAACGCACCACAUAUAUUCAGAGGAGAGAAUGUUACACUCUCAUGUAUAAUUUCGGGAGGUAGUGGACCAUAUAGCUGGUACAAAGAUGGUGUUCAUGUUCACAAAUCUAAUGAAAUGUACUACACUAUAAAAGUAGAUCAGAGUAACAGAUACAGUUGUUAUGGGUUUAAGAAUGGACAGCCAACAGCAUGGAGUGAUGAAGUGACUCUCUCAGUGAUAGAAAGACCAAAAGCUGUGAUUCUGCAGCCUGAUGGAGAGAUAUUCAGUGGACAGAAAGUCACUUUAACAUGUGAAAUACGAGGACAUGAAGAAACUUUAGAUGUGGAGUGGAUGUACAACUGGUAUAAAGAUGGUGUCCUACUUUCUGCCCCUGUUGAGUACAAGGAUUAUUCAUUUUCUGCUUUCAGUGGUAAAUUCUCCUGCAUUGGAAAGACAAAAAGUGACUCACAAACUUCAGAGACCAGCCCUGCUGUUACACUCACUGUGUCAGAGAGUCCUAAAGCUGUGGUGACCAUAAAGCCUGACACACAUGUGUUCAGAGGAGAGACUGUGACACUCAGGUGUGAAAUACAGGGAGGAGGAGACACUGAGUGGACAUACAGCUGGUAUAAAAACACAUUAUACCAAGACCAGAAACCCCAGGAGUUCAGCCUCAGCUCAGUUAGAAAUGAAAACAGUGGUAAAUACACCUGCAGUGUGAGGAGACGCAGUGACUAUCAGAGCUCAGAGAUCAGUGAUGCUGUUACUCUCACUGUAUCAGAUGUAGCAGAGACAGUAAUGACUGUGUCUCCACUGAUCUGGCUGACUGAAGGAGAUUCAGUGACUCUAAGCUGUGAGGUUAAACACUCCUCUACAGGGUGGACAUUCAGCUGGUACAAAGAUGUUCUCUACACAGACAGACACGGUUCCCUCACUUAUACAACAUUUCUCCUCUCAGACAGCAGCAGAGGAUCUGGAGGCUCCUUCACUCUCAGUCCUGUUACUCUGAAUCACACAGGAGUUUAUAUGUGCAGAGCUGAGAGAGGAGUCUUUCACACACAGUACAGCAAAACACAGCCACUGUGGAUCACUGGUAAAUCUGCUCCAGUGUCUCUGAUCAUCAGACCGAACAGAACUCAACACUUUACUGCUGACUCUCUCUCACUGAGCUGUGAGGACCAGAGUAACUCUACUGGAUGGACAGUGAGACGAUACAGAUACACUGAGACAUUCGUCUAUUGUUCAUCAGUAUCAGGAUCUACAUGUAACAUCAGCUACCUCUCUACAUCACACAUUGGUGUUUAUUGGUGUCAGUCUAAAUCUGGAGGAUGCAGUAAUCCUGUCAACAUCACAGUGCAUGAUGGUGCUGUGAUCCUGGACAGUCCUGUACAUCCUGUGACUGAGGGACAUGAUCUGACUUUACGCUGUUUAUUUCGCAUCAAAAAGAUCCCAGGCUCUGGUGUUGAUUUCUAUAAAGAUGAUUCUAUCCUCCAGAACCAGACAACAGGAGAGAUGACCAUCAGUAGUGUCUCAAAGUCUGAUGAAGGUUUCUACCACUGUAAACACCAGGAGAGAGGAGAGUCACUGAAAAGCUGGGUUUCAGUCAGAGGACGAUCACAUGUAGGAGCUUCAAUGUCAGUGCUCAGACUGAUCAGCAGUCUAGUGACAGUUUCUGUGUAUCUGCAGCUGACCAUCAUUCUGGCAGUGAAAUGUUUCAGAGCUCGAGGUAAAAACAUUUUCAGUCUAUUUCACAUAAUAAACACACUGACAGGUAACAGGACAAAUGAUUUGAGUCUGUACUUCCAUUUUACCUGAACAUUACCACAAUACACACUUUAGUUAUUAGUUUACAUUACCACAAUACACACUUUCAGUAUUAAAGCACUAAAAUGCAGUUACAGUAAUGAAUACAUAAUUAAAGUCCAGAUGCUAAGAAAUAUAGUUUAGUAAAAUGAGUAUGUAAUUGUGUGAUUUCUGUAUGAUUUAAAUGACAAGAUGUUCAUCUAUUUGUAGUAAACCUUUCCAAAUUGGUUUUGAUAAUUAAAAGACAGUUUUAUGUAAUUUUUUGUUUGUUUUUUGAAUACAUGUGCAUUUUCAUUCAUUGAAAACAGUCAUCAUUAGGAAUUGUAUUCUAAUUCUAAUUGUAUA
Tachysurus fulvidraco (yellow catfish) is the source of this 2453-nucleotide messenger RNA. RefSeq names its product Fc receptor-like protein 2. The coding region runs from base 39 to 2120 and encodes 693 amino acids. Gene Ontology annotation, biological process: cell surface receptor signaling pathway. Gene Ontology annotation, molecular function: transmembrane signaling receptor activity. The record is from RefSeq and is a predicted model, not a curated record. The transcript has 11 exons. Lineage: Eukaryota; Metazoa; Chordata; Actinopteri; Siluriformes; Bagridae.